CUGCUAUUACCUGAUUCUACAUAUCUCUCAAAGCCUGCAUUUUACACUGAAUCUCUUUAGUUCCUUCUGGAAUCUAGCUAAAAAGGAACAUUAAAGCCGUUUGGAAAACCUAGAAGCGAAACAACAGUACAUCUUAAGCAAGAUCUAAUUUUCUUCAAACAAUGUUGCUCACUGAGAUCGAUCAUUUUAGCCACUCACACAGGCUUAAACUAAUGCCUGUCGAAGCCCCAUACCAAUGUGAUGGAUGCAAAGAGCUAGGAUUUGCGCCAUGUUACCAGUGUACAAUGUGCAGCUUUCAUCUUCACGAGGAAUGCGCAAGAGCUGAACCAAACAUCUCUCAUAAAUAUUUCAAGAAAUGCAACUUCAAAUUCUACGAGGAAAAUCUUCGUGGUGGUGUAAGAAUUUGUGAUGCAUGUGGAAAGGAUAUACAAGGGUUCUUGUACCAAUGCUCACAUGAGAAAGCAUUUGAUUUGCACCCAUGCUGCGCAAAGCUCAAAGAAACCCUAACCGGUCCUGAAGGGAUCAAGCUUUACCUUAGUAACAAGGUGCAAUUAAAGUGCUUAAAAUGUCAACGUAAGAAAACUUCGAACCGGGUGAAAGGUUUUUCGUAUGUUUCCUCUUCUGGUAAGUACUGUUAUCAUGUGGCGUGUGUGAAAGAUCUGAUUGUAGACAAUUGGAGGAGAGCCCAUUUCUCUGGUAUUACAGAGGUUAAUGGUCAUUUAGCACUGCAGAACAUUGCAGUUCCAAGUCAAGAAGUGGCACUACUAAGUGGGCAAAGCUCAAUGUUAAGGAAGGCUAAAACUUUCUGCAAGAAGGCAUUAUUGUAUAUCAGGCUCGUCGUUUCUGCCAUAUUUGGUAAUCCAACGGAUUUGAUUUUUGCCAUCCUCGAACCUUUACUCUCAAAUAAUUAAAUUCAUACUUCUUGAUUAUGAAUGUACAUAGAUAAUAGAUUGUUUUGUAUGAUAGGCAGUGAUACUCUUAUUUGUAAAAGUUUACUUUUAUAUUGGUUCAAUCAUGAACCCAUUGCUUUUUGUGUAUAUAUUUUUCUUUCUUG
This is a messenger RNA of Pistacia vera, 1054 nucleotides long. RefSeq lists its product as uncharacterized. Bases 162 to 911 code for a protein of 249 amino acids. The record is from RefSeq and is a predicted model, not a curated record. Lineage: Eukaryota; Viridiplantae; Streptophyta; Magnoliopsida; Sapindales; Anacardiaceae. The transcript is spliced from 2 exons.